Molecule: messenger RNA, 3812 nt
Organism: Misgurnus anguillicaudatus (oriental weatherfish)
Lineage: Eukaryota; Metazoa; Chordata; Actinopteri; Cypriniformes; Cobitidae
Gene: whrnb
Product: whirlin b
Biological process (GO): sensory perception of sound; auditory receptor cell stereocilium organization
Cellular component (GO): plasma membrane; stereocilium tip; stereocilia ankle link complex
Molecular function (GO): protein binding
Source: RefSeq, a predicted model, not a curated record
AGGAUUAAAGUCGCUGUUACGGACGUCUAAUCCUAGCGGGACUUAAUUCGAUUCUUUGGGGUUUGCCUUUGGAUGGACUUUUUGAAUUCCAAGUGACGAGAAAAGCUCAUUUAUAAACUUGCUCGGAUUUACUUUUCUGUUUCAUUUGAGUUUGGAAAAGUUUUUGCAAUAUCCUGUUAUUGUACUGUAUUGUGUAGAAUUAUUCGUAUUAUUAUGGGAGCGCGCUUACGCGAACACUUGACCAGCCUCGAAUGUUUUAUACACAUGGAGGGUUUUUGUUUUAGACAGACACAUGGACAGUGUCACCCCCAUUUCCAAUGCCUAAUGUGAAAUCCUGUGGUUUUGAGGAGCUCCAGCAAGGCUAUGAGAAUGAGCACGGACCUGGAGCGCGUUUCUCUCAAGUCGGGCGCGAACUCGCUAGGCUCCGGUGGCCGUGCCUUAUCCGUGAACGUGAAGAAGUUACACAACGCGCUCAACGUGCUGCUGGACGACUUGGAGAGAGAGCAGUUUAUUCACUGUCUCAACGUUUACCACGCUAAGCGUAAUGUCUUCGACCUCGUGCAGACCCUCAAAGUCAUUCUCAACACCCCCAACAAGCGUCAAUUGUUACCCAUGCUGCGUCUCGUAAUACCCCGCUCGGACCAACUGCUUUUCGAUCAGUACACCUCGGAAGGUCUCUAUUUGAAAACUGACCUGCUAGCGAAUGUUAAACAUGAGUGCUCGGAAGAAAUAAGCGGCAUGAAUGAUCACGCAGCAGGAGCAUCCUCGGUACACUUUCUUCCCGAGUCGGAGCACGCCGGUCCCAAUCAGGGGUGUGCGCGCGCAGCUCCAGAUUUCAGCACCCCGCAUGAGGGGACAGCUCCGGCUGGCACGUGUUUGAGCUCUGCGUCUGAUGAAAUUCGGCAGGUUACGCUGAAACGGAGCAAGAGCCACGAAGGCCUAGGGUUCAGCAUACGGGGUGGAUCAGAGCACGGAGUUGGGAUCUAUGUGUCUUUGGUGGAACCGGGAUCUUCCGCUGAGAGAGAGGGACUGAGAGUUGGAGACCAGAUCAUUAAAGUCAAUAACAUGGUGUUUGACCGAGUCACUCAUGGAGAGGCAGUCAAGGUGUUGAAAGGUUCAAAGAAGCUCUCCAUCUCUGUCUGCUCGAUGGGCCGGAUCCCAGGUGGCUAUGUGACUAAUCACGUAUACACGUGGGUGGACCCCCAGGGUCGCAGCGUAUCUCCACCUCCAGACCUGCUGGACCAACAUCAGGAUAUCCAGCAACAUGGACACGCACACCAUGGCAGUGCUGAGAGGAGGGUGAACAUCUCACUGGAUGACGGACGAUCUCUUGGUCUGAUGAUUCGUGGAGGUGCUGAGUACGCUUUAGGCAUCUACAUCACUGGAGUGGAUCGUGGCUCGGCUGCAGAGUACAGUGGACUAAAGGUAGGGGAUCAGAUUCUGGAUGUCAAUGGUCGUAGCUUCCGGAGCAUUCCUCAUGAUGAAGCUGUGCAGAUCUUGAAGAAUUCCUGCCACAUGCUGAUGACCAUAAAGGACGUGGGUCGGCUGCCUCAUGCACGUACCGUGGUGGACGAGACCAAGUGGAUCCCCAGCGCACAGAUUGCUGAGAGCUCAGCCAAUAGCAACACUCAGAGCUGUCUAUCUGUUGAUGUUGGAGAAAGUUCAGGAAAGUCAGUCUGCUGGAAAGGGGUUUUACCAGCACCUGGAGCCAUGCGAGUCGGAGCGUGGAGCUCGCUGGAGGAACAGGCAUACAUGCUUCUGACCGAGACAGAGAGGCAAACCAUGAGCUAUUACAUUCAAGAGUACCAGCGUGGACAUAUCGGAGUAGAGCCUCUGGCGAUGGCCCUGUUUGAACUCUUCAACACACAUGCCAAGCUGUCAUUACUGGCUGAAGUGCGGACCCUGAUCGCGCCAAAGGAUCUGGAGCGCUUUGAUGGGCAGGUGUUAAAUCGUGAAAUGGAGGCGUGGAGGGCUCGGCACGGAGGUCCGGGCCUGCUGCAUCCUGACUCUAUUAGCAUCUCUCUUCCAGAGGGCCACAGUCCGACCUGCCAGCUGAAACCUUCAGUCCCCACGUGCAACAAGAGCGACUGCAGAUUAGAUGGAAUUCUGAUGCCCGUUGAGUGUCUGAAUUCUCUUCCUGACAUUGCUUUGGACAAAGUGGAGUCACCCCCCUCUUUCAAGCCCCCUCCUCCACCUCCUCAAGGCCACGUUCGACAUGCCAGCCCUAAAACUCAGACAAAACGGCCUUCGUCCAAGCUGUCCCAGACAAACCUGUUCUUUACUGCCCCCUGUAGGCGGCAUCAAGAAAACCACACCCACAAUCACCCCCACACGCACUUGCCCUGCUCGGGCCACGUCUCGCCAUGUACCAUCCACCACACUUGUUCCACCUGCUCCGUUCUUCACACUCCUCCGCCCUGUUCUCGUCGUCACAAUUCUCCGCGAUCGUCCUAUCACGCCAGCUCUUCCUCUGGAGCACCGACCAGAGAUCUGGUUCAGUUUCUGAUGAGCCGGCAAGCAGCAGCGCUUUCCCCACACCAAGAGUCUCCGAACCGUUCUCGAGAAGGCACCCCCGUGAUCUCUCCCCGCUCCUCUCCAUCCAUUUCGCCUUCGCUGCUAAUGCCUGGACCGCCACCCUGUAGUCCUGAGAAGCCGGAGGGCUCCCCCUCAACACACAACUGCGGAGCACCCCAUAGCAGCCCGCUACACCUGGAGCCAGAGACAACGGAGGAGAGACCCCAGCCCCAGCUAAGAGGAGCCACGCUGUCUCAGCUGUCAGACAGCGGGCAGACUUUGAGCGAGGACAGUGGAGUGGAUAUCGCGGAGGCCGGAGGGUUGAGUAAGGACAGCAGUCCACGGCCAGGUAAACCUCCAUUCCUGCAGCACAUCGGGGACGCGCGCAGAGCAGAGGGAUUCGCACAGAUAUCCGCAAAACAGAUGGAAAUAAUGGAGCCUACUCUUGUACGGGUGCCCAAAUGUGCCAGUACCCUGGGUAUUGCUGUUGAAGGGGGUGCCAACACCAGACAGCCUAUGCCACGCAUCGUGACUAUACAGAAAGGGGGCUCUGCUCACAUCUCUGGGCUGUUACGGGUGGGUCAGGUGAUUUUGGAGGUGAACGGAGUGUCGCUCAGGGGCAUGGAGCACCGGGACGCGACUCGGGUCAUCGCAGAGGCCUUUAAGACCAAAGACAAAGAUCACGUGGACUUCUUGAUCGCAGAGUUCAACUCCGCACUGUAGAAGUCAAACUUUGCAUACCAGACGAUGCUGCAGAUACCCGCGGAGGGGACGAAUGAAUCAUGCUUGUCAUAUCUUUAUCACAAACAGCUUUGAGUUCAAGAGCCAACAAACACCCACUUCACGUCUGGAUUGUCGCAACCGGUCAGACUGUCGUGCCUGGUUAUGACUCUCACCGCACGUAAAUACUGCAAUAUCUGUGCAUGAAACUGGAUGAAUGUGAUUGGACAAGAUCUGGGGUCUUAUCUGUCCCAUUCACAUACAUGAUAUAUCCAAAGCCACAGCAUUUAUCUACAGUCUCCUUUUGCCUCAAGGAUCAAUGGACAGCAUUUAAAAUGCAAAUCUUGUGUUUUAUGGUACUGUACUGUAGAUAAAGGAUUAACCAUAAAACAAAGAAAUUAAUUUAAAAUGACACUGACUGUUUAUAUAAUCAACCAUAUCAAAUCUAACAAUAUUAAGCUACAUAGAGUAAAAAGUUAAUAUUUCAUAAUAUCAUCCCAGGUUACAAUCUGCAGCAAAACAAACCCUUAUGGGUGAUUCUCACGAAAUCCAGACUUAGAAGCUGUCCAGCAUCAGAU